AUGUCCGCCCUUCAAGAGCCGAAGCCAGGCCCAGGUCAAGGCCAGGAUUACUCAACAUGGAGUACAUCCAGUCUUGUCGAACGCAUCAUGGAGCUUGAACGUCAGCUCAAUGCUCAGACAAAUGAAUUCGGUGCCGUCCCGCAAACAAUUCCAAAGUCUGCUGAAGCUACAGCUAAGGCUGCAAUUAAGCCUCAAUUUCAGGAUAUCACACCAGUUAGAUCUCCGAGCCCUGAAGGCGCCAAUACGCCAAAGAAACAAUUUCGAGAAAUGGAUCCAUCCAAAUACCAUACUCGCCAUAUUGCGCUCAAAUUUGCCUAUCUAGGUCAACGGUACAACGGAUUCGAGCAUGCGAAUGGAAACACAACUCCCUUGCCUACUAUCGAGGAGGAAAUAUGGAAGGCGCUACGCAAAACACGUUUGAUAUUUCCUACGACGACGUCCCCAAUGGAAUUGAAUCUUGAUAAACAAGAUAGAACGCAGCCGUUUGAUUUGAGUUGGGAUGGCUGUCAAUACUCCAAAUGUGGGCGAACUGAUCGAGGUGUUAGUGCGUUUGGACAGGUUAUUGGUAUCAGGGUUCGAAGUGCUCGGCCUAAGCGGAAGGUCGAGACUGCUACUAGUACGACUGUCACAUCGACUACUGCUGGGGAGACUACUGUACAGCAGGUCGAUGUAGAAGCGUCGAUCGUUGAUUCUACAAAGGACGAUGCUGAACCAAGCCCAGAUGUUGAGACUCAGGAAGUCGACGAAGAUAAUGGCUGGGAUGAUAUUAGGGAUGAGCUACCCUACAUACAAAUAUUAAACGGUGUCCUACCGCAAGAUAUCCGCAUUCUAGCAUGGUGUCCCAACCCAGGCCCCGACUUUGAUGCACGUUUCUCGUGCCGCGAGCGACAGUAUAGAUAUUUCUUCACACAGCCAGCCUUCAACCCUAUACCAGGAGAACUCGGUUUUCGCCGUAGCGCGGCACACCAUCGCGGUAUAGCCAAAAAGGAGCUCAGGGACGGUUGGCUGGAUAUCGAAGCCAUGCGCGAAGCUUGCAAACACUACGUCGGCAGGCAUGAUUUCCGCAAUUUCUGCCGUGUCGAUACGAGCAAACAAAUCGAUAAUUUUGAGCGUAUAAUCUACCGUGCAAGCAUAGAUCUGGUCGACCCUAGCAAGAAUCCUCUCGGUUAUGUUGGGUCAAAGGAAUUCCAACCCACAAGGAAUCCUGUUCACAGUGCCAACGGAAGCAAUGCCAACGAAGAACAACCAUCGACUCCGUUGGUGUACACAUUCACUCUUCACGGAUCGGCAUUUUUGUGGCAUCAGGUGCGCCAUAUGGUUGCGGUCCUUUUCUUGGUCGGUCAAGGUGUUGAAAGUCCGUCCAUCGUUCCUGAGUUGUUGGAUAUUUCGAAAAACCCAUGUAAACCCACCUACGAAAUGGCAUCGGAUGCGCCACUUGUAUUAUGGGACUGCAUCUUUCCAGACGAAGAGAGUGGUAGUAGAGAGGAUUCGUUGAAUUGGGUCUAUUGCGGUGACCCUCGUCAAGGAAAUCCAUCCUCCGGUAAAGGCGACGGUAAAUUUGGCUUUGGCGGCCUCAUGGACACGCUUUGGCAGACUUGGAGGCAGCGUAAGAUCGACGAGAUCCUUGCAGGAUCAUUGCUCGAUUUGGCGGCCGGCCAAGGCAGUCCUAGUUUCAUCCAGAAUGAACUGCCAGCGAAGCCCUUCAAGAGCCAAAAGAUCUUCUUUGGGGGAGAUGAAGGAAAAUUGGGCGGAGUGUAUGUCCCUGUUAUGCAAAAGGGUAGGACGGCAACGGUAGAAGUGCAGAAUGCCAGGUAUCUGGCUAGUCGUGAGCGAAGAGCCGAGAGAUUGAAGCUUGAAGGGAAAGACAAGACAUCCAGUAUACAGGUCUAG
Messenger RNA from Talaromyces amestolkiae, 1890 nucleotides. RefSeq lists its product as uncharacterized. The record is from RefSeq and is a predicted model, not a curated record. The transcript has a single exon. Gene Ontology annotation, biological process: mRNA pseudouridine synthesis; tRNA pseudouridine synthesis. Gene Ontology annotation, molecular function: RNA binding; pseudouridine synthase activity. Lineage: Eukaryota; Fungi; Ascomycota; Eurotiomycetes; Eurotiales; Trichocomaceae. Gene Ontology annotation, cellular component: nucleus; cytoplasm. Bases 1 to 1890 code for a protein of 629 amino acids.